UGAAUCUUCAGUCUCUUACUCAUUUUUCACCUGCAGACACCUGUGUUGCCUCCUGCAUCAGCUCUUGUCCCUGUAAAACCAACAGCCUGUCUCUGAGUCUUUUGCUUUGUAGUAAAUGAUAUUAUUUAUUUUGUAGUUUAGUUCACGUACAUUUCCCUCUUUCUCUCCCUCCCUGUUUUGGAGAGCUGAGUGGUCUAAUAACUUGAAGGUGCACCAAGGGUGUAUUCCCCUGCUCAAGAAUACAGUGUAGGAGAGAGGCAGAGUUGUCUCCUCGGGGCACACAUACAAACACUGUGUCCCUGACAGUCCCAGCCGUGUUUGGCAGCGGUGCUGCCAUCGCCCUGGGAUGGCUCAGUGCUGCAGUUGAAAGGGAAAAGACGAUGUGACAGCCAGGGGAGGGUCUGAACAGAGUGGUAGCUCAAAGCUAUCACAGCUUUAUUAAGGUGUGCCACCCUUAUUUAUAGGGUGGCAGGGGAAGGUUCCAGAAACCGGGGAGGAGCAUGGGACAGGCAGAAAUAUAGACCAAUCAGAAGGGAAAGGAGGGAAUAAGGAAAGAGUGGGAGCCAGUAGGGGAAACAUCUGCAAUGCAGCAGAUUAUAACCAAUCAGAAAAUAGGUAAUAAACAUGAAGGGAAAACUGUGAAAACAUUUGACGUAAACCAGGGGGCGGGGCAGCAUGAGGAACUUCGAGACUUUGUCUUGGAUGCUCUGUAUUAUGUAGAGGAGCAAAAGAACAAGAAGCCCCUUAACAAGUCCCUGCAGGAAGCUGUCGACACAAUCUGGGUGAAGCUGAGCCGGAUGACGAAAGUUCCAGCCUGCAUCCCACCCUGUGGAUUCCAGCCAGAUGCCCGUGUCUUCCAGUGUGCCACCUGCCACUUUGCAGACUGCGAGUUUCCCCUGGACUGCCCAGUGCAGGACCUGCAGACCUACACGGAUGAGACCAUCGUGCUGCUCUGUGAUGUGCCCUUCUCCUUCCCCGGCAGCCUGCCCGUCACCUGGAUGUUUGUCCCAAAUCUGCGCACACAGGACCUGUCGCUGUUCAAGGAGCUGAAGGGGAAUCCAGAGAACCCCUCCAGCCUGACCAUCGAGGAGCCCGCUCCAGGAACUGUUGCCUGUCGCCUGGGGGAAGUUUCCAAGCCCUUUGCCCGCAAGUUCUUUUACCUCAACGUGUCAGAGGGGAGCGUGGAGGAAGAGAGAGGGCUCCAGGCUGUGUUCAGUACUGUGCUGCACUGGCUCCACAACGAGACCCCCCUGGUCCCCACACCAACAAUGGGGCUGGCACUGGGAGUUGCCUCCAUGGCGCUUGUGCUGCUGCUGGUGGCCCUGUGGCAGUGUGCCCGCUGGACAUCCCGCAGGUGUGAACAGCAGGGUAUCCCGGAGGAUUCCGGAUCCCCGGAUUCACCCUUGGGACCUUAACACAUGGAUUCAUCCCCGAGGACCGACAUUUCUGCAUUUGGUUUUUUUGUGCUGGUUGUGCAAAUGGGAACAGUCUAGAAACAGAAAUACAGAGUUCUGAAAGUCUGGAUUAUGCCGGUGGUAGAAAUCUGGGGUUCUUUGACUUGCAGACAGAAAAACUGGGUACCAGGCAGCAUUUUCCUUUUCAUGGGUGGACAUUCCAGCUGCAGUUGGAGCUGUAGAGCUAUCAGUGCUUGUGAUGGUGAUGGUGGAGGAGCCCGAGCUGUGGCCCCCAGGCUGCAGCCCAGCCUGUCCUGCCCUGUCCUGACCCCAGCAAGGACCUGCUGGGGUCCUCCUGCGGGUGUCCUCCAUUUCCCUCUGUGUGCACCCAGAUCUCCUCUGUUUCCCUCAUCAAAUACUCAGAUCUUCUCUGUUCUUUCUAGUGUCUGCUUGUGUCUCCCCUCUGGGCACACUCACAUCCCUCGUUUUCAUAAGUACCUUCAGAUUCCAUCCAUUACCCUCCACUGGUGAUCAAAUCCCACUGUCCAUUCUGUGGGUGCUUGGUUCCUAUGGGUUCCAUGAUGAUGUCCCUCCCAGCCCCUCUGUGUACCCUCAUUUCCCUCCACUUUCCCUCUAUGCACACUUAGGUCCCCUCUGUUCCCCUCACGCUCAGACUCCUGUUGCUUGCCCUCCCUCCACCCGGUUUCAUUCCGGUCCUGGGCAGACACUUGCUUUCCUCUGUAGCCAUCAUCCUGCAUGACCAAUCCCCCAAACCCAGUGCCCAGAGGCCACAGCUGUCUCAUCUGCCUUACAGAAAUCUUUCAUCAAGGCUAUUCAGCUGCCUUCUUGCAGGUCAGGACUGUGGCCCACGGGUGAGUCGAGACUUCCUCUGCUUCCCUUAGAUGGAAACCCCUCUGCCUGUGUCCUGUGCUCCAGAAUGCACCAGCUGCUCCAAACACUGUCACACAACUCCCUGGAAGUCUUGGGGCCCCACCCAGAGCUGGGCUUAACAGGAGCAGAUUAAACAAGAGCCCCUUGACCUGGCAGCACCUGCUGCAGUGGUGGGAGGCAGGGACAGCCCCGUGUUUGCUCUCCACCUGGUUGGUGACUGUGGCGUUCGAGUGUUUGUUCGCUGAGCUACACUCUUCAAAGUUCCCAAAUAUGCUUGUUACCAGGGGAAAUUCCAUCCAAGUCACUAAGCACUCACAGAAGAGACCAUUCCAAGGAUUCUUGCUGGUAUGGGGAUUAUUUUCUUUGCAGCUCAGGGACCUGUGCACUCAGAACCACAGGCACCUCCACCUCAGCUGGUAUUUUCUGAGGGCGUGAAGGAAACCAACCUGAUCUCCUCCUCCAGGAGAAAAGGGGGGCAGGACCCACUCAGCCCGCCCACUGCAGGAGGCACUACAAAUGCCUCUGUGCAACCAGCUGCUCCAGAGCUCUGUGCUCCAAGAGCAUUCCCACCUGGAGCCAUGGCAGCCCAGUGCCUUCUGCUCCUUGCUUCCCUGCUGCUUUUGGCUGCUCCAGGCCACUGUGUGCAUACAGAAACCCUAAACAUCUUCAAGAAAUCUCCCUCCAAUGCUUCAGCGAGUGCUCUGAAGAAAACCAGUAGGUUGGCCCAGGGACUGCAGUGAGGUCCCUGAUGGCAGCUCCAGCGGUGUCUACAUCAUCCAGCCCUCAGGAUUGCAC
This is a messenger RNA of Chiroxiphia lanceolata (lance-tailed manakin), 3080 nucleotides long. Its product is annotated as fibrinogen-like protein 1-like protein. The coding region runs from base 585 to 1415 and encodes 276 amino acids. The record is from RefSeq and is a predicted model, not a curated record. The transcript has 11 exons. Gene Ontology annotation, biological process: fusion of sperm to egg plasma membrane involved in single fertilization. Lineage: Eukaryota; Metazoa; Chordata; Aves; Passeriformes; Pipridae.